Molecule: messenger RNA, 2359 nt
Organism: Dendronephthya gigantea
Lineage: Eukaryota; Metazoa; Cnidaria; Anthozoa; Malacalcyonacea; Nephtheidae
Product: cytosolic phospholipase A2-like
Exons: 18
Coding region: 43-2175 (710 amino acids)
Biological process (GO): glycerophospholipid catabolic process
Cellular component (GO): cytosol
Molecular function (GO): calcium-dependent phospholipid binding; calcium ion binding
Source: RefSeq, a predicted model, not a curated record
GAAGACAGGACAACUCGGAAUCUUAUAACUAAUUAUCUGAAAAUGGAACGAUACGAGGUGAAACAAGAAAAAAUAAAGAAGUUGACCGUAAAAGUCAUCGGGGCAAGAGGAGUGACUGUAGGAAAAUGGUCAGACAGAGUGGAUACACCAGACCCGUAUGUCAUGCUCCGUGUUCGAACAAGUCCGAACGCAAAACAAAAAACAACGACAAAAAAGAAUGAUGUCAAUCCAGUAUGGAACCAGAGUUUCACAUUUUAUUUAAAUCCGGAAAGAAGAAAUAUAUUAGAAUUGAUAAUGAUGGAUGAAGAUUUCGGAUUCGAUGAUAAAGUCGGAAGGGAAGAAGUCAAAAUUGAUCAUCUCCAGGUCGGAGAAAGCAAAGUCGAGACAAUUGAUUUUAGGAAGAAUAAAAAUAAAAACAAGUCCGCCGAAAAUAAAAAGCAAACCACUCUGGAUAUUGAACUCUCCGUAACUUACGAUGACACGAGAGAACUGAGGUUGAGCUAUGAUCUUUGUGAGGAAGAAAAAGAUUUUCUCAAGAAACGAAAAGAAAUCAUAUUGGAAAGUAUUCAAAAAAUAUACAGUGAAAAAGAAGAACCCAGUUAUGAUCUACAAGACGGAAAUAGAGAAGAUUUUCUCCAGGAACCCAAUGAAAAGAAACGAAAAGCAAUUCCAAAAAUUCGCGAUGGAAAAGAAGCACCUGCUUCGGUGAAUCAGGUACCAACUAUUGCUAUCAUGGGAUCAGGAGGUGGUUAUAGGGCAGUUUGUGGUUUAGCAGGAGUAUUCUGUGCUCUGCAAGAAGGAGGAAUCUUAGACUGUGCUACAUAUGUCACUGGACUAUCCGGAUCAUCAUGGUACAUAUCAUCAUUGUAUGCAAGAGAAGGCUGGCCGGAUCACUGGUCUUGUGAGGAUAUGGCCAAAGACCUACAGAAACGCUUCGAUACCAAAAUCCACAGCCAUUUUGAUCUGUUUGACAUUAGGCGUUUCCUGGGACGAAAGGCAGACACUGGGCAACUUGUACGCUUUACCGAUGUAUUCGGCAUGGUUAUUGGAGACGCAUUGCUUACGAGUCAAGUGUCAAAAUUGAGUUACCAGACUCAAAAAGUAAAGCACGGAGAACUACCGCUGCCCAUUACCACCGGAAUUCGUGUUCGCAAGGAUUUACCAGCGGCCGAAUUUAACGAAUGGGUAGAGUUCAGUCCCUUUGAGUACGGCAUCGCUAAAUACGGCGUUUUUGGAAAAACCGGUGAAUUUGGCGGGAAAUACUACAAAGGAAGUUUAGUGAAGAAGUAUGAAGAAGCUCCACUGCAUUAUUUACAAGGAAUUUGGGGAAGUGCUUUCAGCAUCAUCUUGAAUACACUGAAAGACCGUAACAAGAAAUCCGAAGAGGAAACAAAGAAAGUUGUAUUAAAAGAGACGGGGCAAUUGAAAGCUGAAGAUGACGAUAGCGAAGAUGAAGAUUACGAUGAAUUUAAUGAUGAAGGCUGGAUACGACAAAUGUUUAAUCCAUGGAAUAUAAAAUCAAAUCGUCGAGGAAAAGCUGCUGAAACAUUUAACAUCCUCCGUGGAUUAAGAUUUAAACGAUCACAAGACGCAGACUUUGACGACGCUCCCGGUAAAGAUAAGACGAUGUGCAUUGUGGACAGCGGUAUUGCAUUUAAUUCGCCGUAUCCAGCAAUGCUACGACCAGAGAGAAAAGUCGAAAUUAUCUUGUCGUUCGAAUUCAGCGAUCGUGAAGGGGGAGACAAAGAGUUGCCGUUUAAGGAACUGUUGAAAGCAGAAGAAUGGGCAAAGGAUCAUGGUCUUCCAUUCCCACAAAUCAGAGGGAACCCAGUCACGGAGGAUCCUGAUAUUCGCGAAUGUUAUGUCUUUGAAAACAAAGAAGACGUCAAAUGUCCAACCAUCCUGCAUUUUCCACUUGUGAACAAAACAUUCAGAAGUUGCUACGUCAAGCCAGGGACAUUUUGUGAUACAGAGGAAGCUCGCGAUUUUGCCAAAUUCGAUAUCUUUGAUGACCCUGAGGAUCCCUAUUCAACCUUCGAGUUUCAAUACGAGGAACGAGCAUUUGAUCGACUGAAGGAAAUGAUGAGAUUCAACACGUUGUUGAAUAUGGACCUCAUCAAGGAGAAGAUCGCAGAGCAAGUUACGUUCAGGAAGAACAAUCCUCACUUGGCUUAACUGUGAGCUUUCAGAAUGACUGCACAGACAGAUUUGCUGCACGGAAACCAUCUGUUCGUUUGAAUCAAAUGCAGAACUAGUUCGUUUGAAUCGUAAUGUUUAAUCUAGAAUAAUUUCAAUUCAGGACUCGUCUAUCGACUCGGUUCGAAUUAUAUUUAACUUUAACAAAUGAUCCAUUGUCGUU